Messenger RNA from Euleptes europaea (tarantolino), 3612 nucleotides. RefSeq names its product RNA polymerase II subunit B (gene POLR2B). The transcript is spliced from 25 exons. Gene Ontology annotation, cellular component: RNA polymerase II, core complex. Bases 49 to 3573 code for a protein of 1174 amino acids. The record is from RefSeq and is a predicted model, not a curated record. Gene Ontology annotation, molecular function: DNA-directed RNA polymerase activity; DNA binding; ribonucleoside binding. Lineage: Eukaryota; Metazoa; Chordata; Lepidosauria; Squamata; Sphaerodactylidae. Gene Ontology annotation, biological process: DNA-templated transcription.
AGUUCGUUUCCGUUGGGUCUGUGGCAGCCUUGAGGCGCUUUCGCCAAGAUGUACGACGCGGACGAAGAUAUGCAAUAUGAUGAAGACGAUGAUGAAAUCACUCCAGACUUAUGGCAGGAAGCAUGUUGGAUUGUUAUUAGCUCCUAUUUUGAUGAAAAGGGCCUGGUUCGACAGCAGCUGGAUUCUUUUGAUGAGUUCAUUCAGAUGUCUGUGCAGAGAAUUGUGGAAGACGCUCCACCAAUUGACCUCCAAGCAGAAGCUCAGCAUGCUACAGGAGAAGUGGAAGAGCCGCCACGGUAUCUGCUGAAAUUUGAACAAAUUUAUCUCUCCAAACCGACACAUUGGGAAAGAGAUGGCGCCCCUUCACCCAUGACGCCAAAUGAGGCCAGGCUGAGAAAUCUUACGUAUUCUGCUCCAUUAUAUGUGGACAUAACAAAGACUGUCAUUAAGGAAGGGGAGGACCAACUGCAAACACAACACCAGAAAACCUUCAUAGGAAAAAUUCCUAUCAUGCUGCGGUCCACGUACUGCCUGCUUAACGGCUUGACCGAUCGUGAUCUUUGUGAGCUGAACGAGUGCCCUCUGGACCCCGGCGGCUACUUCAUCAUUAAUGGAUCAGAAAAGGUUCUGAUUGCUCAAGAGAAGAUGGCUACAAACACAGUAUAUGUGUUCGCUAAGAAAGAUUCCAAGUACGCAUACACAGGAGAGUGUAGGUCUUGCUUGGAGAAUUCUUCGCGGCCAACGAGUACCAUAUGGGUGAGCAUGCUGGCCAGAGGUGGGCAGGGUGCAAAGAAGAGUGCCAUUGGUCAGCGCAUUGUGGCCACUUUGCCCUACAUCAAACAGGAAGUGCCCAUCAUUAUCGUGUUCCGCGCGUUGGGCUUUGUGUCCGAUAGAGACAUCCUGGAACAUAUCAUUUAUGACUUUGAAGAUCCCGAGAUGAUGGAAAUGGUUAAACCUUCCUUGGACGAAGCGUUCGUCAUCCAGGAGCAGAACGUUGCGCUGAACUUCAUCGGCUCGAGAGGCGCAAAGCCCGGCGUCACCAAAGAGAAAAGGAUCAAGUACGCCAAGGAAGUUCUGCAGAAAGAGAUGCUCCCACACGUUGGCGUCAGCGACUUCUGUGAAACCAAAAAGGCCUAUUUUCUAGGGUACAUGGUUCAUCGGCUGCUUCUGGCUGCCUUGGGGAGAAGGGAGCUGGAUGACAGAGAUCACUACGGCAACAAGCGUCUGGACCUGGCAGGGCCACUUCUUGCCUUCCUCUUCAGAGGGAUGUUUAAGAACCUGCUGAAAGAAGUGAGAAUAUACGCGCAGAAGUUCAUUGACCGAGGGAAAGAUUUUAACUUGGAGCUGGCCAUCAAAACUCGGAUAAUAUCGGAUGGUUUGAAGUACUCACUGGCUACGGGGAACUGGGGGGACCAGAAGAAGGCUCACCAGGCCAGAGCCGGGGUGUCUCAGGUCUUGAACCGCCUGACUUUUGCGUCGACGCUUUCCCACUUACGUCGCUUGAACUCCCCCAUUGGCCGAGAUGGGAAACUGGCCAAACCCAGACAGCUGCACAACACCUUGUGGGGCAUGGUCUGUCCUGCUGAGACUCCGGAGGGCCAUGCCGUAGGGCUUGUGAAGAACCUUGCUCUCAUGGCCUACAUCUCUGUGGGGUCUCAGCCAUCCCCGAUUCUGGAAUUUUUAGAAGAAUGGAGCAUGGAAAACCUGGAAGAAAUCUCUCCAGCUGCCAUCGCAGAUGCCACGAAGAUCUUUGUGAAUGGCUGCUGGGUUGGGAUACACAAAGACCCAGAGCAGCUCAUGAACACUCUGAGGAAACUGCGGCGUCAGAUGGACAUUAUUGUGUCAGAGGUGUCCAUGAUCAGGGAUAUCCGGGAGCGAGAAAUCCGGAUCUAUACUGAUGCCGGCAGGAUUUGCCGCCCGCUUCUGAUUGUGGAAAAACAGAAACUGCUCUUGAAGAAGAGGCACAUUGACCAACUGAAAGAGCGAGAAUAUAACAACUACAGCUGGCAGGACCUGGUGGCCAGCGGUGUAGUUGAGUACAUCGACACCCUCGAAGAAGAGACCGUGAUGCUGGCCAUGACACCGGACGACUUGCAGGAGAAGGGGGUCGCCUACUGCUCGACGUACACCCACUGCGAGAUUCAUCCAUCCAUGAUCCUGGGAGUCUGCGCGUCGAUCAUUCCCUUUCCCGAUCACAACCAGUCUCCUAGGAACACAUACCAGUCCGCUAUGGGCAAACAAGCGAUGGGAGUUUACAUUACCAACUUCCACGUCCGUAUGGAUACCCUCGCCCACGUCCUAUAUUACCCUCAGAAGCCCCUGGUGACCACACGCUCGAUGGAGUACCUGAGGUUCAGGGAGUUGCCUGCAGGCAUCAACUCUAUCGUGGCCAUCGCUUCGUAUACCGGCUAUAAUCAAGAGGACUCGGUCAUCAUGAACCGUUCCGCAGUCGACAGAGGCUUUUUCAGAUCGGUGUUCUAUCGUUCCUACAAAGAACAAGAGUCCAAGAAAGGCUUUGACCAGGAAGAAGUGUUUGAGAAACCGACGCGGGAAACUUGUCAGGGGAUGCGUCACGCCAUCUACGACAAGCUGGACGACGAUGGCUUGAUCGCGCCCGGCGUGCGCGUCUCGGGAGAUGACGUCAUCAUCGGCAAGACGGUGACUCUGCCCGAGAACGAGGACGAGCUGGAGAGCACCAACCGCCGCUACACCAAGAGAGACUGCAGCACUUUCCUGCGGACGAGCGAGACGGGGAUCGUCGAUCAGGUCAUGGUGACCUUGAACCAGGAGGGAUACAAGUUUUGUAAAAUCCGGGUGCGCUCGGUGAGAAUCCCGCAAAUCGGAGACAAAUUUGCCAGUAGACACGGUCAGAAAGGUACCUGCGGUAUCCAGUACCGGCAGGAGGACAUGCCUUUCACCUGCGAAGGUAUCACCCCAGACAUCAUCAUCAACCCCCACGCCAUCCCUUCGCGUAUGACCAUUGGUCACUUGAUUGAGUGUCUGCAAGGGAAGGUAUCUGCCAACAAGGGAGAAAUAGGCGACGCCACGCCUUUCAAUGAUGCUGUCAAUGUGCAAAAGAUCUCCAAUUUGCUCUCAGACUAUGGUUAUCAUCUGAGAGGAAAUGAGGUUUUGUACAAUGGCUUCACUGGUCGCAAAAUUACGUCACAGAUCUUUAUUGGCCCUACUUACUACCAGCGGCUGAAACACAUGGUGGAUGAUAAAAUCCAUUCCCGAGCAAGAGGGCCAAUUCAGAUCCUUAACAGGCAACCUAUGGAAGGUCGAUCCCGUGACGGUGGCCUACGUUUCGGAGAGAUGGAGCGUGACUGUCAGAUUGCUCACGGAGCAGCGCAGUUCUUAAGGGAAAGAUUGUUUGAAGCCUCAGACCCUUAUCAGGUUCACGUGUGCAACCUGUGUGGACUUAUAGCCAUAGCAAACACGAGGACUCACACCUACGAGUGUCGGGGCUGCCGGAAUAAGACUCAGAUUUCUCUGGUGAGAAUGCCGUACGCCUGCAAGCUCCUCUUCCAGGAAUUGAUGUCCAUGAGUAUCGCACCUCGGAUGAUGAGUGUGUAGCCUUUGGAAGUUCCUUCAGUCAGUUGUGGUGUAACUUUG